GGGGUCAAUCGGCUCCAUCAUGCUGUACGUUCUGCUGUUCGUGCUCGGUGCUGCCACAGCGGCUCCGUCAGAAGCCGUCCUGGGGGAGUCGGCUCCCCAGGAGCCUCCGGAAGCCGAAGUUCCGAUCCUCCAGUGUCCUCUGGCAAGCGAAACUUACCCUUGUUCAUGUCUGCAUGUGAGGGCCGACACUGCCGAUGUCAGAUGCUACGAAAUUCAACCGUCGACCAAUUUGCAAAAGAUCUUCGGUCUCGUUUCGAAAUUCCAAAUCAGCUACCUGACCAUCGCGGACUCAAUUCUGGAUCAUCUGCCUGCCGAAAUUCUGCUGCCCCUAGACAUCAGCGUCAUCAAGUUGUCUCGCGUCAACUACACCAGGCUCUCGUUCCUGAAUGACCUCGCCCGCAUUUAUCCCGUGCCCAGACUCCUAUAUAGUCUAUAUUCGAUCGAAGUUGACCGGGCGAGGGGGAUUGACAAAUGGGACUGGUCCGGCUUCCAAGGAUUCAGUGCUCUUGAUCGAGUAAUAAUCAGGGAGUCUUCGUUCCCUCGAUUGACGAAGUCCUUCGGCAGCUUGCCCAACACAGUGACCGAGAUCAGCUUCGAGGAUAUACGCGAUAUGGAGAGCAUAGCGUUCGGAGCCCUCGCCAGACUCCACAACUUAACGACAUUGAGGAUCAAAGGCACUCCGCUCGACGUUUUCGAGAGAAAUGUACUCCCGACGCCUGCGGCGAAGCUUCGGGUGCUUGACCUCUCUAAGAAUCGUCUGAAGUCGCUACCGCUCGAUUUCCUAAAUGAGAUGCCUGCUCUGCAAGUUCUUUCGCUCAAAGAGAACCAAUUGGCUUCGUUGGCUGCGGCGACAUUCGCUCCCAUCAGCCUGCGGUCAAGACUUCAGCUCAACCUGGCUCGUAAUCCAUUCAACUGCGACUGCAACCUCUCCUGGCUGAACUUACUGUUCUCGAAAAACUCGGCAAUCUUCGGGACUGAUCUUGAGAUGCAGUGUUCGGAGCCUGCGGCUCUCAGAGGAGAGUUCCUGCAUGCCCUGGAGCCCAAAGACUUUCAAUGCCCUAGAUCCUAUAAUUUACUGCCUUUCCAAAGAGCAUACGAUUCUAAUCUUCUGGAGUUUGAAGCUGAACGCAUUCCCCAGCCCGCGUUCUUGAGUCAAGCGGAAGCGUCGCUGAAGAUUCGGAAAUGA
Galendromus occidentalis (western predatory mite) is the source of this 1186-nucleotide messenger RNA. Its product is annotated as vasorin. Gene Ontology annotation, molecular function: protein binding. The record is from RefSeq and is a predicted model, not a curated record. NCBI's taxonomy places the organism in Eukaryota, Metazoa, Arthropoda, Arachnida, Mesostigmata, Phytoseiidae. The transcript is spliced from 7 exons. The coding region runs from base 20 to 1186 and encodes 388 amino acids. Gene Ontology annotation, cellular component: membrane.